This is a messenger RNA of Manis pentadactyla (Chinese pangolin), 587 nucleotides long. Its product is annotated as alkylated DNA repair protein alkB homolog 8-like. Bases 159 to 515 code for a protein of 118 amino acids. Gene Ontology annotation, molecular function: demethylase activity; oxidoreductase activity. Lineage: Eukaryota; Metazoa; Chordata; Mammalia; Pholidota; Manidae. The transcript has 4 exons. Gene Ontology annotation, biological process: oxidative demethylation. The record is from RefSeq and is a predicted model, not a curated record.
GUCCCCCCACUGCCUACAUUAAAACUGAGUUAUUUGUAUGUAGGAACUAAGUUUUGUAUGUGACUAUCUAAUCUGGUUUCCCACAGUACAGUGGAAAGAGUUGGGUCAUCAAGCCUUACCUCCAGGCCUCAUGGUAGUAGAAGAAAUUGUUUCUUCUGAUGAUGAAAAAAAUGCUUUUGGAAAGCAUUAACUGGUCAGAAGAUACAGAGUAUCAAAAUGUUCAAAAGUCCUUAAAACACAGAAGAGUAAAGCAUUUUGGUUAUGAAUUCCACUAUGAGAACAACAAUGUAGAUAAAGAUAAGCCAUUACCUGGGGGUCUUCCUGACAUUUGGGAUAGCAUUUUGGAAAAGUGGUUGAAUGAAGGUUUCAUUAAACAUAAACCUGAUCAGUUGACCAUCAACCAGUAUGAGCCUGGGCAUGGAAUUCCUGCUCACGUUGACACACAUUCUGCUUUUGAGGAUGAAAUCAUUUCUCUCAGUCUGGGGUCAGAGGUAAAUGUUCAACAUUUUUAUUAGCUAUCAACAAGUAUCUUACCUUAAAAAAUGCCAUUUCUUAAUUCAAGUGAAUUAAGAUUUAAAGAUGAGAAA